Molecule: messenger RNA, 2223 nt
Organism: Galleria mellonella (greater wax moth)
Lineage: Eukaryota; Metazoa; Arthropoda; Insecta; Lepidoptera; Pyralidae
Product: zinc finger protein 808-like
Exons: 3
Coding region: 1-2223 (740 amino acids)
Source: RefSeq, a predicted model, not a curated record
AUGAAAAUACACACGGAUGUAAAUAGUCAAAUAAUACCGUUUAGUUUUAAUUCUGAAACUCUCCGCUGUGCAGUCUGUACGACUGAGUUCAGUAACUUCAAAAUCCUACAAGAACAUAUGCAUGUACACUUUAGAAAUUUUAUAUGCGAUGUUUGCAACGCGGGGUUUGUAACUAAACGUUUGCUGGUCAGCCACAAGAGAAGGCAUAUAGCCGGCAUUCACAAAUGUAGUCAUUGUGAAAAGAUAUUCAGUUGUGACCAAAAAAGGCGUGAUCAUGAGCAAAGAAUACAUUUAGGUUUGAAAAAGAAGAAUAAAUGCAAGUAUUGUGAGGAGAAAUUCGCGGAUUAUUGGACAAAAGUUGACCAUAUGGUUAAGGAGCACGGUCAACCACAGAUUAUAUUGAAAUGCCAGGCGUGUGAGCGGACUUUUCGGAAUAAGAGGGCUUUGACGCGACACGUGAAGAAAGAUCAUUUGUUGGAGCGAAAACACGCAUGCAAUAUAUGUGAUAUGAAGUUUUUCUUGAAGCACCGUUUAGUUGAUCACAUGAUCGUGCAUACAGGAGUGAAAAAGGUCCAAUGCCACGUCUGUAAUGGGUGGUACGCGUCCAAGAAGUCUUUGAGACAGCAUUUAAGAUCUCACGCGAAUGAUAGAAGAUUUUCUUGUACUGUCUGCGGCCAAGCGUUUGUACAGAAUAGUCAAACACCAAGCACGAAGGAGUCGACAGUAGAGAAUAUGAAAUUAACACUGGACAAACGCGUAAACUUUUCAACAUUCAUUACAAUCAAGCCAUCAAUACAGGCUUCCAAACGAGCAGCGACAAUGGGUCGUCUCACUGAACUAGACUUACACUUUGAUAAUAUAAAAACAAUAUUGAGAUGUUCAAACGCAACGCCGGUUAGAUGCAAAGUCGGCGAUCGGUAUGCUUGUGGUUAUUGUUUGGCUCAAUUUAACAAACCUAAUGAAUUAAAAAGUCACACAUUACUAAUGCAUACUGAAGAUCAACCUGAGGUUUUAAAAAACCGUUCCCUUUGGAAGCACAUAGUUUAUUUGGACAUAACCUCGCUCUUUUGUAAAAACUGCGAUGACAAUUUGGACAAUUUGAAAGAAUUAAUGGAGCAUCUCAAAACCAAACAUGAUGAAGUUAUGCAUUUGCAUAUCAAAAAUCAGGUGGUGCCGUGUAAAUUUGAUGGGGACGAUAUGAAAUGUGGGAAUUGUUUGAUGGCGUUCAAUACGUUCGAUGAUCUCGAAGAUCAUAUGGACGAGAAACACUACAGGAAUUACGUAUGCGAUUUCUGUGAUAAAGGUAAAUCCCGGAAAACAAUCAUUGUGAUGGACAAGAAGUCUUCAAAGCUAGUGAGGAGGGAAAUCAUCGAAAUAAAUCCGCAGCCUGAAACGAAAAUUGUUGUAAAAAAAUUAAACGAAGCACACAAACAUCAGGAGAAUAUUAAACAGAUACUUCUCUAUUCCAACGCGACUCCUAUAAGAUGCCACGGUGGAAUCGGAUACAGAUGCUGUUUCUGUAACGACCAGUACCCAGAGCCGGCAGAUUUAAAAAAACACACCAAAGAGAAACACGACAAAGGCAUCCUCUCCAACUUCAUGAAGAAUCGAUCAAUUAUAACCUAUAUAGUGAAAUUGGACAUCACUAAUUUGAGCUGUAACAUUUGCAAUGAAUCCAUUAAUAAUUUAGAAUCAUUAAUAGACCAUUUACAAACGAAACACGAUAAAUCGCUGAAUAGAAAUUUAAAAAAUCAUAUCGUGCCUUUCAAAUUUGAAAAGGAAAGAUUGCAUUGUGUGGUUUGCAGUAAUGAAUUUAAUAAUUUCAAAGUCUUAUUAGAACAUAUGAAUAUGCAUUAUAGAAACUAUGUUUGCGAGGUAUGCGGCGCGGGUUUUAUUAAUAGAAGGAUGCUCCAAACCCAUGGUUACAGGCACAAAACUGGCGUUUUCAUAUGUUCGUACUGCUCUAAAAUUUUUGAUACCAGAGUCAAGCAGAAGGAACACGAAAGAGCUGUUCAUAUUUGUUUAAAUAAAAGGAAUAAAUGCGGGUACUGUGGAGAAAUGUUUGGGGAUUAUACAAAAAAGAAAGAUCACGAGGUGAAAGUGCACGGGGCGAGACCAGUUGUGCUUAAAUGCCAUGCAUGUAAUAAGUCUUUUGAUAAUCAGAGGUCGCUGACAGUGCAUACAAAAGCAUUCCAUCUGAUGGAGAGAAGGCUGGCCAAAUAA